This is a messenger RNA of Megalopta genalis, 3532 nucleotides long. Its product is annotated as microtubule-associated protein RP/EB family member 1. Gene Ontology annotation, molecular function: microtubule binding. The record is from RefSeq and is a predicted model, not a curated record. Lineage: Eukaryota; Metazoa; Arthropoda; Insecta; Hymenoptera; Halictidae.
GAUUAACAUUUUAGUCACCGCCUCCGCUAUUAACGGAAAUCGCGAAUUCUUCAGUUUUGAACGUAUCUCGGAGCAACGAACUUCUUUAACGCCGGUUGAAUUUGUUCGCUAAAAAUCUAGCACGGUACGUGCGUAUCAUCCGUUUAUCUUUAAGGUAACCGUUACAAGUUUCACCUGUGUGCGCAUUUGAACGAUCUAGUAUACAUUUGUCAUCUGCGUGCGGGAACGGGAACCACUCCCGAUUGGUGUUACAGUGUUUCCGUAAUACUCGACACUGAUUUAAUCAAGGAUACCAAGAUGGCUGUUAAUGUCUACGCAACAAAUGUAACAACGGAAAACUUAAGCCGACAUGAUAUGCUGGCUUGGGUAAACGACUGUUUGCAAGCGUCGUUUACCAAGAUCGAAGAAUUAUGCACUGGAGCGGUUUACUGUCAAUUUAUGGACAUGCUCUUUCCAGGUAGCGUCCCUUUAAAAAGGGUGAAAUUCAAGACAAAUCUAGAGCAUGAAUAUAUACAGAAUUUUAAAAUUCUGCAAGGGGGUUUCAAAAAAAUGAAUGUAGAUAAGAUUGUCCCCAUUGAUAGGCUGGUGAAAGGUCGCUUUCAAGAUAAUUUUGAAUUUCUGCAAUGGUUCAAGAAAUUCUUUGAUGCAAAUUACUCUAGAACGGAGCCAUACGAUGCUCUGGCUAUGAGAGCAGGAGAGACCAUGGGAAGUGGUGGCAGUAAUGCACCACAUGGCACUAAUCCAAAGCGCACCACUCCUCGUGAUGUAGCUUUACCUAAAGCACCAGCUCGUAUCGGUGAGGGAACUACGGCUCCUGCACACACAGCUAGUCCCAAGUCUAUAAGCAAUAUUAAUAAAGUACCAGCACAUCGCCCGCCAGUAAAAACCGGCCCGGUCGGUAACCGUGGGGACAAUGGAAAAGUUGAGGAACUCAGUGCUCAGUUGGUAGAGUUAAAAAUGUCGGUGGAGGGUUUAGAAAAAGAACGAGACUUCUAUUUUGGCAAAUUGCGCGAUAUCGAAGUGAUGUGCCAAGAUUGUGAUAACGGAGAUCCUCCUCCUAUAGUACAGAAGAUCUUAGAAGUUCUUUACGCCACGGAGGAAGGAUUUGCGCCACCUGAAGAGUUAGAGGGAGAUGGACUCGCGCCUGACGACGAAGAAGAAUAUUAAUUUUACUUUUUUGUACAAUUAUUAUAAAAAAGUUAACAGCAAAGUCCAUGUGCGUUUCAGUUUCUUACGUUUGUGAGUCAGUAUCAGUACCCUUUGCAUAAUCGAUGAAGCUACUUUGUAUAGCUAUUUAAGCAUUUUGCGCCUUAAUUUCGUUACGGAGAUCACCGAAUUCAUUGGAGGUUCGCACGUAAUUAGGAUAGUGCGGGAGAGAGAGAGCGAGAGAGAGAGAGAGAAAGUGAGCGAGAAAGCGAGCGAGAAAGAGAGAAAGAAAAAAAGAUAUAUGUCGAGAAUAAUGCACUCAAAUAACUUGUAUUCUACGACAAGUAGCUAUUAAGAGGAAAACAGAAUUAGCGAUUUACAUAUUGUCAUAGUUCUUUAUCGUAUUACGAAUAAAGGUAGAGCUUUGAACAUUCACGAGUUACAAAGUGUAUCGAGAGAAAAAAAAUACUAAAAAAGAAGAAAUUAAAAAUGAUUCAGACGUCUGUCUGAUCUACUUUGUUAUACAGUGAUAAUUCUGUUAACUAUGUUUCAUUCAUGUGUGAGUGUUUUUUCAUUUUUUAAUUGUUUGUAAAUGCACUAUGUUUUUAUCGAUAAAUAAGAUAUCAAUCUUGUCAGUUUAUCUUUUCGUACCUUGUUGUAGUUCCCCCAGAGAGACAGAGUGUAGAAUUAUAUUCGUGUAUAAUUAUAGCGCUGUUUAACUUGUUCGUGCAACAUAUGAAAAAAAAAAGAAGAAGAAAUGUGCUGCGUAAUUGAUUGUUAAAUACAUUUAUUUACUUAUAAUUAGCGGAGAAGAAAACUACACAAUAUGUAUGUUGGAAGCACGGAGAUGACACACUGAAUUCUACGGGUUUUUAUAAAUUUCCUUUUUGUUCUCGAAUCCUCGUUGUAACGGAAAAGAAAGCGUUUUCUUUUUUACGGUCGAAACGAAUAACUGCGACAGAAUUGCGAUCAAUUUUCUUUCGGCGAAAAUAGGAUAUACAAAAUGUUAAUAAUCGAUUUUUGUUCCCGGUACUGAAUUCUGGAGAUGCAAAAGACAGAUCGACGGAGAUUCGAUUUUAAUCGGUGCGUACUUUUUGAUUUUGCAAUAUUAUCGGUUGCGCCGAGGCUCUGGCGAUCGUCUUUGCGUCUCCAUGGUCCGUCUUUCAGAACAAGAAUGGCCUUAUACAAUCAACUUCCGAUUGCAAGAGAAGUACGAAAUGUAGUUCGCAAGAAAAUACACUCUUGUCAAAAAUUACGAUAAUGCGUUUCAAAGAUUCGACGCUUCUUUUUUACUAACUCGACAUACGGGGUGUUGAACAAAAGCAUUCAAUAUUUAUAUGAUAUAUUAUAUUAUGUUAUAUAUAUAUAAUUAUUGAAUGCUACAGUACACACUGUACCGAGUAAAAAGGCCUUAGUAAACAUAGCUAGAUUUCAUUGAGAAUCAGUCAAUUGUGAACCUAAAUAGUAUUACACGGUUACAUCGAUAUUACACAUUUAUUAUCAAUCAUAAUGUUAGCAAACAGAAAUGUUUAUAUCUCAGGAACGGUUGACCUUUCGACCUAUGUUUACCAAGGCGUUUUUAAAUCAGCACAGUGCGUCCUAUAUACCACACAUAUAUAUAUACAUAUUAUAUUUAAAGUGGAAUUUUUGCUGGCUGUGUAACAUUAAAUUCCAGAUGGGUUGUUCAUUUAUUUACAGCAGUUCUGAAUAUGCAUUUUAAGUCAAUUCGAUUCUCGAACUUUUUGACAAGAGGUCAUUUUUUUAAACAUCGAACCCUUUAAUUAUUAGAGCGAACGUGAAGUAAAUAUAUAUUUCCGAGUAUCGCAACGCGGAUAAUCGCUUCAUUAAAGAGACUUUAAAAAAAAAAGAACAAAAUCAAGAAACGAAAUUGUAAAAGUGCGUGGCUCGGAGUGUGUGCGUGUGCGUGUGUGAAAGUAAAAAAGAAACGAGCGAAAGAAUGUUCUUCAACGCGCAGAGGCGAACUAUCGACGCAAGUAUUUCCCUGCGCGCGGUGUAUACGUGUAUGACUGUUUAAUUGUGUGCCUCGGAGAAAAAUUAACGUAACGAAGCAAGGAAUCGUCGACUCUAUCACACGAAUACAAAAUUGUAUCACGAUUUUAGAUUCCUAAGAGCAGAUAUAUCUUGUAAGAAAUGCGUCCAUUCUAUUGUUAUAUUGUAUUGUUUUUUCUUUUUGAUGAUCGGCGCGCGUACCGUGCUGUGCGUGUCACUUUUUAAAAAAAGGCGAAAGAUUCACCGGUUUCAACUUAACGCUAAUAACGUUCAUUGCUCUCUGUGUGCGUAAUACAGCGGUCAUUGUAAAAAAAAAAUAUGCUUCAAAAUUUGGAAAUUCUAUCGAUGAGGUAAUAAACGUUUAAUAGAAUUCAAA